UACUGUCAGUUCAGGUGAUGCCCACCCAGUGGAUGGUCCAGAUGAUGCUGAUGCUUCAGUCGUGAGCCACACUUGGAGGAACAAGCAUCUAGAGAGGCCCUUUCCAUGAUAUCCUACUUGUUCUGUCUUGACCUCAGAGUUCUCUGAUCUUCCUGAAAACUUUUUGUCCCAAUACCUUCCCUCCCUGCAGCUGUUAGACAUCUCAGUGCUAAGAAGACUGGAAACAUUAGAGGCAGCAAUUUCACUCAGAGAUAUAUUUCCAAGAGAAAUGAAAACUAGGUCCAUGUACACAUUUGUGCAUAAUAGCUAAAAAGUGGAAACAACGAACCAAAUGUCCAUCAGCUGUAAAGUGGAGAAGUAUGAUAUAUCCAUACAGUGGAGUGAAGCUCUGGCACAGGCUACAAUGCAGAUGCAACUUGAAAACAUUCUGCUAAGUGAAAGAAGCCAGUCACAAAAGGGUGCGAAGUACCACAUUAUUAUCGUCUCCCUGUGAGUGGGAUUGGCACCCCAGCAGCACCUCCUGGCACAAGUGCUCCAGGAAACACAGACUAGUGCCGGUUGACAGCCUGCUUUACCAGGCCCCAGGCAUGGAGGAGUUGAUAUGGGAACAGUACACUGUGACCCUACAGAAGGAUUCCAAGAGAGGAUUUGGAAUUGCAGUGUCCGGAGGCAGAGACAACCCACACUUUGAAAAUGGGGAGACAUCAAUCGUCAUUUCUGACGUGCUCCCGGGUGGGCCCGCCGACGGGCUGCUUCAAGAAAAUGACAGGGUGGUCAUGGUUAACGGCACCCCCAUGGAAGACGUGCUCCAUUCAUUUGCUGUUCAGCAGCUGAGGAAAAGUGGGAAGAUCGCUGCCAUUGUGGUCAAGAGGCCCCGGAAGGUCCAGCUGGCCCCGCCGCAGGGCAGCCCUCCCGUCCACGGGCAUGACCGGGCUUUCGAGCUGCUGGACGAGUUUGAUGGCAGAAGCGCGCGCAGCGGGUACAGCGAGAGGAGCCGGCCCAGCAGCCGCGGAGGGCGCAGCCGCAGCUGGGAGGACAGCCCAGAGAGGGGUCGUCCCCACGACCGGGCGCACAGCCGGGAGCGGGACCGGAGCCGCGGCCGGAGCCUGGAGCGGGGCCUGGACCACGACGACAGCUACUACGUGCGAGCCCGAGAGCGCAGCCGUGGCCGCAGCCUCGAGCGGGGCCUGGACCACGACGACGAUGACUACCGGCGAGCCCGGCAGAGCAGCCGCGGCCGGAGCAUUGACCCGACCUACGAUCGCGCCUACAGCCCGGAGGGGGAGUAUGGUCGCAGGGCCCAGCCCGAUGCCCGGUACGGGGCGUCCCAGAGCCACAGCCGCGAGCACCUCCACUCCCGCAGCCCCAGCCCAGAGCCACAGGGGCGGCUGGACUCGGACAGGCCCAUCGGGGUCCUUCUGAUGAAAAGCAAAGCCAAUGAAGAGUAUGGUCUCCGGCUCGGGAGUCAGAUCUUCAUAAAGGAAAUGACCGGAACAGGUCUAGCAUCUAAAGAUGGCAACCUGCAUGAAGGAGACAUAAUUCUCAAGAUAAAUGGAACCGUAACUGAGAACAUGUCUUUAACGGAUGCUCGAAAACUGAUAGAAAAGUCAAGAGGAAAACUCCAGCUCGUGGUGUUGAGGGACAGCAAGCAGACGCUCAUCAACAUCCCCUCAUUAAAUGACAGCGACUCAGAAAUAGAAGAUAUCUCAGAAAUAGAAUCAAACCGAUCAUUUUCUCCGGAGGAGAGACGACAGCAGUAUUCCGAUUAUGAUUAUCAUUCCUCGAAUGAAAAGCUGAAGGAAAGACCAAAUUCAAGAGAGGACACGCAUAGCAGAUGGUCCAGGAUGGGCGCCACACCCGCUCCCUUUAAGUCCACUGGGGAUAUUGCAGCUGCAGUGAGCACAGAGCCCAGCAAGGAACCCGCAUACCAAGAGGAAGCCCCAGCUCCUCCACCAAAACCAGCCCCAAGAACUGUUCUUCGUCCGAGUCCUGAAGAUUUAGCAAUAUAUGGCCCCAGUACCAAAAUGGUGAGGUUCAAGAAGGGAGACAACGUGGGCCUCCGGUUGGCCGGUGGCAAUGAUGUCGGGAUAUUUGUGGCCGGCAUUCAAGAGGGUACCUCAGCGGAGCAAGAAGGUCUUCAAGAAGGGGACCAGAUUCUGAAGGUGAACACACAGGAUUUCAGAGGGCUCGUUCGGGAGGAUGCCGUUCUCUACCUGUUAGAAAUCCCCAAAGGCGAAAUGGUGACCAUUUUAGCCCAGAGCCGAGCUGAUGUGUAUAGAGACAUACUGGCUUGUGGCAGAGGGGAUUCGUUUUUUAUAAGAAGCCACUUUGAAUGUGAGAAAGAAACUCCACAGAGCCUGGCCUUCACCAGAGGGGAGGUCUUCCGUGUGGUAGAUACGCUGUAUGAUGGGAAACUGGGCCACUGGCUGGCCGUGAGGAUCGGAAAUGAAUUGGAGAAAGGCUUAAUCCCCAACAAAAGCAGAGCAGAACAAAUGGCCAGCGUUCAGACUGCGCAGAGAGACAGCACUGGGGACAGGGCAGACUUCUGGAGGAUGCGCGGCCAGAGAUCGGGCAUAAAGAAGAACCUACGGAAGAGUCGGGAAGACCUGACGGCCGCUGUGUCAGUCAGCACCAAGUUCCCGGCUUACGAGAGGGUUUUGCUUCGAGAAGCUGGUUUCAAGAGACCUGUGGUCUUAUUUGGCCCCAUAGCAGAUAUAGCCCUGGAGACGUUGGCAAAUGAGUUGCCUGACCUGUUCCAAACUGCUAAAACAGAACCAAGAGACGCAGGAUCUGAGAAAUCCAGCGGGGUGGUGCGGUUAAACACUGUGAGGCAAAUUAUUGAACAGGAAAAGCAUGCGCUCCUGGAUGUGACUCCUAAAGCCGUGGACCUGUUGAAUUAUACUCAGUGGUUCCCGAUUGUGAUUUUUUUCAACCCAGACUCUAGACAAGGUGUCAAAACCAUGAGACAGAGGUUGAAUCCAUCAUCCAACAAAAGUUCUCGGAAGCUAUUCGACCAAGCCAACAAGCUUAAAAAAACUUGUGCACAUCUUUUCACAGCUACAAUCAACCUAAAUUCAGCCAACAAUAGCUGGUUUGGCAGCCUGAAGGACACGAUUCAGCAUCAGCAAGGAGAAGCAGUUUGGGUCUCCGAAGGAAAGAUGGAAGGGAUGGAUGAUGACCCCGAAGACCGCAUGUCCUACUUAACCGCCAUGGGCGCGGACUAUCUGAGUUGCGACAGCCGCCUCAUCAGUGACUUUGAAGACACCGACGGCGAAGGAGGUGCCUACACUGACAAUGAGCUGGAUGAGCCGGCUGAGGAGCCGCUGGUGUCUGCCAUCACCCGCUCCUCGGAGCCGGUGCAGCACGAGGAGAGCAUAAGGAAACGUAGCCCAGAGCCACGAGCUCAGAUGAGGAGGGCUGCUAGCAGAGAUCAACUUAGGGACAAUAGCCCGCCCCCGGCAUUCAAGCCAGAGCCGCCCAAGGUCAAAACCCAAAACAAAGAAGAAUCCAUUGACUUCUCUAGAUCCUAUGAAUACAAGUCAAACCCCUCAGCUGUUGCCGGUGAUGAAAUUCCUGGGACAUCUACCAAAGGAUGUCCACCUCCUAUUGCAGCAAAACCCACCUUUGGACGGCCUAUACUGAAGCCGUCCGCUCCCGUCCCUCCCCCAGAGAGUGAGGAGGUGGGAGAGGGCAGUGAGGAGCAGGACAGCGCCCCCAAGUCUGUCCUGGGCAAAGUAAAAAUAUUUGAGAAGAUGGAUCACAAGGCGAGAUUACAGAGAAUGCAAGAGCUCCAAGAAGCGCAGAAUGCAAGGAUUGAAAUUGCUCAAAAGCAUCCUGAUAUCUAUGCAGUUCCAAUCAAAACACACAAGCCGGAGCCCGGCCCGCCCCAGUACACAAGUUCCAGGCCCCCCGAGCCGCAGAAAGGUCCUGCCAGACUUUAUCAGGAUCCCAAAGGAGGUUAUGGCAGUGACGCCGAGGAGGAAGAAUACCGGCAGCAGCUGUCGGAACACUCAAAACGCAGUUAUUACGGCCAGCAUUCCCAAUACCGGGACACGGAAUUAUAGAUGCCCGAGGAUUGACUCUGGUGCACCCCGCUGCCGCCCCCUCAGAGCAGCAUUCCCACCAACCAUGGGAGGAUGGUUCUUUGCAGUUUUGAUGCACUGUGGAGAUGUAGGGGCACUUCCUGGGGAGCCCAGGGGACUGAGUCUGGGGAGCUUAUGGCUUUUGGCUCAGAAUUCAGAGAAACACUACCGUCUGAUACUGUUACCUGCUUCAGUGGACCAAAAUCUGUAUUAAUUCUGUUUGCAUAUUUUUAACAUAGAUAUUAAGAAAUGAUAACUAUUUUUCCUCAUUAAUAGCUGCCUUCCAGGACCGUUUCAAUGAGAGACAGAAUGUGAAAAAAAUAAAUAAAAAUACUGUCUGACUCAAACUGAAUUCAAAGAAGUAUUUUAUUACAACUAUGUAAGUGCCUUUGAUGAGAAGUGUCUUAAAUUUUCCUCUUUUGAAGCUUUAUGCAAAGCCAUAAUGGACUAAAACAUUUUGACUAAAUUUUUAUACCAGUUUAAGAGCUAUGGUUUUCUCUGCACUGUGUCAUCUUUUCAAGACAUUUGUCUUUGUAAUAUUUUCCAUAAAUUCUGACUGUAUAUAUAAUAGCUAUACUUGGUAGUUUGGCUACCAGUGCUAAAUAGCUUGAAGACCAAGAAGUAUUUUGUCUCUCUGUUUAAAACCACGUGUUCCACGAAAGCAGAUACUUGAGAAAAACACAUUCCCAAAAGUGUGUGUAUUGACUGCAGUCAGUUUUAUAAUUUAAUAAAAAGGAAGACAUUGUAAUCAA
This is a messenger RNA of Balaenoptera acutorostrata (minke whale), 4834 nucleotides long. It is a transcript of the gene TJP2, whose product is annotated as tight junction protein 2. The coding region runs from base 588 to 4064 and encodes 1158 amino acids. The record is from RefSeq and is a predicted model, not a curated record. Gene Ontology annotation, molecular function: cell adhesion molecule binding. Lineage: Eukaryota; Metazoa; Chordata; Mammalia; Artiodactyla; Balaenopteridae. The transcript is spliced from 25 exons. Gene Ontology annotation, cellular component: plasma membrane; bicellular tight junction. Gene Ontology annotation, biological process: positive regulation of blood-brain barrier permeability; cell-cell adhesion; protein localization to cell-cell junction.